AUGGCACAUGACUGUGAAUGUAGAAUGAAAGGUACCAUGUGGGGAUCUGACUAUGAACUUCUUAUAUUGCAAUACUUUUUGAUUCAGCACAGAAAAAUGAAACAACCUAAAAUUAUUGAGCUAUUCUUUUAUCUCCCCAAUAAUGAGGAAAUUCUGUUAUGCUGUGAUGGUGCCUCUAGGGAUAACCCUGACAUUGCUGGUUAUGGCUUUGUGGUUAGAAAUCAGUAUGGUGAUUUUGUUUUUGCUGAAUCUGGAGGUCUUGGGGUGACUACAAACUAUGUUGCAGCGUUUAUUGCAAGUGUCAGAGCUUUAGAAUGGGCUAUUAAACACCAAAAAUACAAGAUUAUCUUACAAUCAGAUUCUAAGGCUUGCAUACAUUCAUUAAUGCAACAAAAGAUUCCAUGGUUCUUACUGGCAAGAUGGCAAAGAAUGCAGGAUAAUGUUCUCUCAAUUUCUUAUAGACAUGCUUGCAUGCUAAUGUUCUCUCAUUUUUUCGGCUGA
Molecule: messenger RNA, 501 nt
Organism: Papaver somniferum (opium poppy)
Lineage: Eukaryota; Viridiplantae; Streptophyta; Magnoliopsida; Ranunculales; Papaveraceae
Exons: 1
Coding region: 1-501 (166 amino acids)
Molecular function (GO): nucleic acid binding; RNA-DNA hybrid ribonuclease activity
Source: RefSeq, a predicted model, not a curated record